GCCGCCCAGGCCGCCGCCGCCGCCGCCGCCGCCGGGAGCUGCAUUUUUAUUCAGGCGACGCUUAAGGGAGCCCGCCGCGCCCGGUGCAUUGUGGGAGCGCCGCGGCCCGUUUUCGGGAGGAGGCGGAGGGCGCAAAGCGAGCCGGUGGAUCGGAAGUAGAAAGCCCAGUUGGUUGUGAGAGAGGACGUGGUGGGGCUGUGAGGUGUUUGGCCCCAGAACCAUGUCUGCUCGGGAGUCCUUUAACCCGGAAAGUUAUGAAUUGGACAAAAGCUUCCGACUAACCAGGUUUACUGAGUUGAAGGGCACAGGCUGCAAAGUGCCCCAAGAUGUCCUGCAGAAAUUGCUGGAAUCUUUGCAAGAGAACCACUUCCAAGAAGAUGAGCAGUUUCUGGGAGCGGUCAUGCCACGGCUUGGCAUUGGAAUGGAUACUUGCGUCAUUCCUCUGAGGCAUGGUGGUCUUUCCUUGGUUCAAACCACAGAUUACAUUUAUCCUAUUGUAGAUGACCCUUAUAUGAUGGGCAGGAUAGCAUGUGCCAAUGUCCUCAGUGACCUCUACGCAAUGGGAGUCACAGAGUGUGACAAUAUGCUAAUGCUCCUUGGAGUCAGUAAUAAGAUGACCGACAGGGAAAGGGAUAAAGUGAUACCCCUAAUUAUACAGGGUUUUAAAGACGCAGCCGAGGAAGCGGGAACAUCUGUAACAGGUGGCCAAACGGUAUUAAAUCCCUGGAUUGUUCUGGGAGGAGUGGCAACAACUGUCUGCCAACCCAAUGAGUUUAUCAUGCCAGAUAAUGCAGUGCCAGGGGACGUGCUGGUUUUGACAAAGCCUCUGGGGACGCAGGUCGCCGUCGCUGUGCACCAGUGGCUGGACAUUCCUGAAAAAUGGAAUAAAAUUAAGCUAGUGGUCACUCAAGAAGAUGUAGAGUUGGCAUACCAAGAGGCAAUGAUGAACAUGGCACGGCUCAACAGGACAGCUGCAGGACUUAUGCACACAUUCAAUGCCCACGCAGCCACCGACAUCACAGGCUUUGGGAUUUUGGGCCACGCACAGAACCUGGCCAAGCAGCAGAGGAAUGAGGUAUCGUUUGUGAUUCAUAACCUUCCUGUGCUUGCCAAGAUGGCUGCCGUGAGCAAAGCCUGUGGAAACAUGUUUGGCCUCAUGCAUGGGACCUGCCCGGAGACAUCAGGAGGCCUUCUAAUCUGUUUACCACGUGAGCAAGCAGCUCGGUUCUGUGCAGAGAUAAAGUCCCCCAAAUACGGUGAAGGCCAUCAAGCAUGGAUUAUUGGGAUUGUAGAAAAGGGCAACCGUACCGCCAGAAUCAUAGACAAACCCCGGAUCAUCGAAGUCGCACCUCAAGUGGCCACUCAAAACGUGAAUCCUACGCCUGGCGCUGCCUCUUAAUCUAGAUAGAACUAGCUAUUUGGUUUUGUUUUUAAAUAGAUCUAUUUCCUUUAUCAUUACUUCAAUUAAAAGACUAAGAACAACACAAAUUUCAUUGUGUCUACACAUCUGAUGACCUUAGGUCGGUUUGUGAGUGGAUGCAAUUAAUAAAAUGAAAUCCAUGGCCUUCUUUUCCUGUUACAUUAACUGAAGAUGCACCCAAUCUUGAGGCAGCUUCUGAGUUGAGAAUUAUAUUGUUAUCCAAUACUGUUGAUUCAUUUUGAAUCUUUAGACACGUAUCUCUUGCCGCAUAGGCUCUUUCUAAAGGUGCUUUCACACAGCACAGACAUUACCGUGAGUAGUGUCACAUGGCAGUUUGUGUCUUCACUUCAUGUAUAUUUAUCAUAUCAGUCUUUUUCUUUUAACUGUCUUGGAUGGUGUUCUGGAAAGACAGUUCGUGAGUGACAUGGCCGUCUUGUGGUAGCAGGAAGGUUGCAUGCUCCCUUUGGGUCUUUGGCUUGUGAAGCUGAGUCUAAUAAUUCAAGAGCAUUUCUUUGGCCCGGGACAUUCUCCAAUCUCCAAUAGUGCAUUCAGUUAAUAAGGCAAGUGCUUGACUCCGCAUGGAAAGCACUUUGAAAACAAAAGAAACUACCCUCCAUUUUUGUUUUUGUUUUUUUGUUGUUGUUGUCGUCGUUUUUGGGGUUUUUUUGGUAGCUUUCCUGAUACCAUUAAUGGUUUUCUUUACUGAUAGCAAAAAAGGAUACUUUUUGCAAUGUAAUUAGAUGUUCUAUAGUGCAACAAUUGCCUUCCGUUGGGGGCUUCGUGUAUAAUACUCAUUUACAACUCAAUAUAUAAUUACACGGAUAAUUUUUAAAUAUAAUCAGUAAUAAAGACUGUUCUGUGGAUGGUAGUGUUUAAUACAUUUUAUAUUUUGUAUAGUGAUUUCAGGCCUUUUGUUUUCUUAAAAUCAGCAGCUCUUUAGCCUAAUUUUCAGCAUUAUUUUGUCCUUUGCUCCAGUACUUUAUUUGUGUGUGCACGCUUUUGUGAACUGUGUUAAGGAUCUGCAUUGCCAACAUUGCAGCUUGAACUUAAAAGUUGUUAUUCAAAUAAAUAUUUAAUUUUUUAA
Messenger RNA from Jaculus jaculus (lesser Egyptian jerboa), 2504 nucleotides. It is a transcript of the gene Sephs1, whose product is annotated as selenophosphate synthetase 1. The record is from RefSeq and is a predicted model, not a curated record. Gene Ontology annotation, cellular component: cytoplasm. Gene Ontology annotation, biological process: L-selenocysteine biosynthetic process. Gene Ontology annotation, molecular function: selenide, water dikinase activity; ATP binding. The coding region runs from base 221 to 1399 and encodes 392 amino acids. Lineage: Eukaryota; Metazoa; Chordata; Mammalia; Rodentia; Dipodidae. The transcript has 9 exons.